AUCGCGAGCCAUCACAAUCAGGGUUGCAAAAUCCGAGUACCCGCAUACCCGCCCUGUCAGCAACGGAACAAUACAUAGAUAAAAGCGAAUAAUCUCCGGACCGAACAUGUCCAGCUCGCCCUCCGCUCGCGUCCGGCUUCGCGACCUUAUUCCGGGUCUCAAAGUAGGGGCUUGGCCAACUGGAGCCAAGAACGGCAUCACAGAUGUUACAGGGGUUCUAGUCCAUACAGAAUCUAUUCACAGUACCGAUGGUUCUGUCAAUACUGGUUUGACAACUAUUCUUCCACGCAAGGAGUGGUUCAACAAGGCGUGUUACGCAGGCAUCUUUCGGUACAAUGGCUCUGGAGAAUUGACUGGCAGCCAUUGGAUCGAAGAGACGGGCCUCCUUCAUAGCCCCAUCGUCCUGACAAACAGUUUCGCCGUUGGGAACUGCUACACUGGAAUCUAUCAAUACGCCAUUGAAAAAUACAGUUCAGCUGAUGGAGCAGUUGACUGGUUUCUUUUGCCCGUUGUUGGAGAGACUUACGACGGUUACCUCAACGACCUGACCAAGUUUGCAGUCACGCCGCAACAUGUCGUCAAUGGCAUCAAUGCAGCAUCUGCCGAUCCAGUACCUGAAGGCAACACUGGCGGCGGAACGGGCAUGUUGUGUCAAGGUUUCAAGGGUGGCACGGGAACCUCAAGCCGAGUUGUGCCAGGCUUUGAUGGCCAGGGGAACGACAAGAGCUACACCGUUGCGGCACUGGUACAAGCAAACUACGGCCGAAUGCAUCACCUACAUAUUACUGGCGUUCCUGUAGGAAGGAUCCUCGCCGCACAAGCCGAGAAGAGCAAAGAAGCAGCUAAAGCAAAGGCUGAAUAUGAUGCCGCCAAGGACAAAAGAGACGGUAGCAUCAUCAUCAUCCUCGCUACAGAUGCUCCGCUAAGCCCAAUUCAACUACAACGUCUAGCUAAACGUGCCUCUGGAGGACUCUCUCGUGUCGGCGGAUAUGGUCACAAUAGCAGCGGCGACAUCUUCUUGGCAUUCAGCACGGCCAACGAAAUACCGGUACAAACAGUGGGCUCCAAUCAUAGGACCGUCGAUCCAUUCAAGGCCAAUCCUCUGGCGACAGAGACAAUCGACGAUAGUACCAUCAACGCUCUACUCGAGGCUGCUGCUGACUCCACAGAGGAAGCUAUAUACAACACUCUAUGCAUGGCUGAGAGCCUAACGGGCCAUAAGGGCUAUCACAUGGAUGCAUUGCCACUGGAUAAAGUCAAGAGCAUUUUGGAGAAGCAUAUGGCGUUGGAACAGGCAACCAAAGCAGAUUUGUAACGACAUAUACGAUCUAUAUAGGCGUUAACAAGUAAUGCGAAAAAAAGCUCAGCAUAUUAAGUCUCCU
This is a messenger RNA of Trichoderma virens Gv29-8, 1382 nucleotides long. RefSeq lists its product as uncharacterized. Bases 107 to 1315 code for a protein of 402 amino acids. NCBI's taxonomy places the organism in Eukaryota, Fungi, Ascomycota, Sordariomycetes, Hypocreales, Hypocreaceae. Gene Ontology annotation, molecular function: aminopeptidase activity. The record is from RefSeq and is a predicted model, not a curated record. The transcript has a single exon.